This is a messenger RNA of Priapulus caudatus, 2905 nucleotides long. Its product is annotated as magnesium transporter NIPA2-like. NCBI's taxonomy places the organism in Eukaryota, Metazoa, Priapulida, Priapulimorpha, Priapulimorphida, Priapulidae. The transcript has 7 exons. Bases 203 to 1369 code for a protein of 388 amino acids. Gene Ontology annotation, molecular function: magnesium ion transmembrane transporter activity. Gene Ontology annotation, cellular component: membrane. The record is from RefSeq and is a predicted model, not a curated record. Gene Ontology annotation, biological process: magnesium ion transport.
GUCAGAACAAGUACACCCAGGCUGUAUCCAACUAGAAGAGAUAAGGACAGACAAUGGAACGAGCAACUCGCCUGCCAAUGAAACCCUCGUUCUUUCCGGCGACGACAACGUCACAGAGAGGCCGCCCACGCCUGACCGCUGCGGGUCUCUGGCGAGAUCAACGCAGCGCGUCGCGAGAGGUCUGUACGAGGCGGCGAAGGUCAUGGCGUCACCCGCAAACGUUGACAGAGCGACGUUGAAGCGGGACUUUUACAUGACUCUGGGAAUGUCGGUCGUUGUGAGUUUAUUUAUUGCAAAGAAAGUGCCGUACUCUCUCACGCCAGCGGACGUCAGCCGAUCUUACAGGGAUUUCUUUAUCGGACUCUUCCUCGCAAUCAGCUCCAACCUUUUCAUUGGUUCCAGCUUCAUAAUCAAGAAGAAGGGUCUACUUAAAGUGCAGCAGUCGUCUGGUCACAGAGCUGGUAAAGGUGGGCAUGCUUACCUUAGAGAAUGGCUCUGGUGGGCUGGCUUCCUCACAAUGGCCGUCGGGGAGGUGGCAAACUUUGUGGCGUACAUGUUUGCUCCGGCGACGCUAGUGACACCACUAGGAGCGCUCAGCGUUCUCGUAUCAGCGAUAAUGGCGUCAAAGAUUCUCAACGAGACGCUGAACAUAUUAGGCAAGGUCGGCUGCUUCCUGUGUGUUGCCGGGGCAACGAUGAUCAUCAUUCACUCACCGAAGGAAGGCGAGGUGGAGACGAUGGAAGACCUGGCUGAGAAGCUAGUCGAACCAGGCUUCAUUGUUUACACGGCUGUCGUCGUCUUCAUCGCUGGCGUCCUCGUCUGCUACUUCUCGCCGCACUACGGUCAUAAGAACGUUCUCGUCUACACGACCAUCUGCUCUCUCAUUGGCUCGCUCUCCGUCAUGGCGUGUAAGGGCGUCGGCGUCGCUUUAAGACAGACUGUCGCUGGCGGCGGUAACGCGUUCACCAGCUGGCUGACGUAUGCGCUGGCAGCGUCGGUGUUCGCCUGCAUAGCCGUACAGAUGAACUACCUUAACCGCGCUCUUGACACGUUCAACACGUCCCUCGUCUCACCUAUCUACUACGUCUUCUUCACAACCUUCACGAUCAUUGCAUCCGCGAUCCUGUUCAAGGAGUGGCGCCACCUAGGGGGUCGCGAGAUUGCAGGUAACGCGUGUGGGUUUGCGACGAUCGUCGGUGCCAUCUUCCUGCUGCAUGCGUUCAGGGAGUUUGACAUCACGCUGCGCCGGCUACGCGCAACCGUCGCCGACGACAACGCCGCAUCCACCACCGCCGAACGACGAAUGCUCAUAGUGGGCGCUGCAGCAACGGCGGAGCGCGAGGAUGGCGGGGGCGGCGACGCAUGCUGAGGUUGAGCGGUCACAAGAAGAUUUGUUAGUAUUGUCAGUGACCACUAGAGGGCAGCAGCCACCAGUUAGUUACUCAUUUACCCAAUGUACAUAUCCCAGGCAGAGUGAGAGGCAGGAUGGAUUUUAGGAGUGGGUGGGAGGGGCUUGGGCAUAGAUAGCAUUUUGCCUCAUUCGAAAGGAGUUAUUCGGACUUAACUUUACAAGUGCCUUUAAUCAACAGGAUAUUUCCUAAAACAAUUCCGUCUUUGUGGGGGAGGGUACUAUUUUUUGUAAAAAUAACUCGAUAUAAUGUCGUACAAAAACACUGAGCAUAAUUUAUAAACAAGUCUUGAACUUAUCUUGUCUUAUCAAGUCUUGUCUGGUGCUUGAACUUAUGCGUGGGUUUGUAUAGGAGUGUUGUGUGUGCAUGCACACAGCUUUACUACCUAUGGCUAUAGAUCUAUUUCUGUCACUGUUUACAGUUAUAUUUUUGGUUAAUCUUUAUUUGUUUUGUUUUAUCAGAUGCAAUAUACAUGCAUAUUUUUUCUGUUUUCAUUCCUGCAAUAUGCCUGUUUGUCAUGAUAAUUUUAAUUCUAGGUAUAUGUGAUAAUGAUAUAAAUUCUCCUGAUCAUUAAUCAAUUAUCGUUAUACACGUGCUGUGAUUGGAAUUUUACAUGCGCAGCUAAUUUGAGCAGCUGGUGUAAAUAAUUGUUUAAAAUUCGUGAUUGUUUAUUUUAUAGUUAAAAAAGAAGUUUUAUCGAUCAUGUUAGCUGGUAUUCGCACGAUGAUUUCACUUGUCAAAUAUUCAUUAUUCGUUUCCUAGUUGGAAGAACUCCCAACUUGCUGUGCAUGUGAAACAGAGUACUGCAGCUGGCUAUGAUCUGAUUUCCCUGAAGCGGGACUUUGAUGUGUUAAUCUGACGUUUGCUGUGAUAACUGCUUAAUUAAGAUAGCGACGUGGACAACAAUCAUUACCCGUAUAGGGUGUGGUGGGUACGUUCCACCACGUCUAUGCCUCAGGUUAAAAUUCAUUCCCUCCAUAGAAUAGUUAGUCUGGUUAGUGUUUAUUGCUGUGUGUUAUCUGCCGUCCUUGUGUUUACAUAUCAUAAACAGAGUUUUAACGUAAUUAAGAUGAAGAUUGUUUCUGGAUGCAUUUGCGUCAUGCGAAACAUUUUCCGGAACAUUUAGUGAUUAUUUUGUUAUAAUUUUCAUAUACUCGCUCUAUCGUGAAUAUAAUGAUGAAAUGUAACCCUAUUAAUAUCACAGUAAAUGUCUGUAUUCUUAAAAGGCAGAAAAUUGUGUUUUAUGGUUUGCGCAUGUGUGUGCGUGUAUGGGUUACUGUGCAGCAGUGCGAUAGGUGGGCGUGCUCGUGUGGGUGUUAGGAAGUCGCUUUAUGUAUGCGUUGUCUGUCAACGUGUACACAUUUACCGUCUGAUAAACUAAGCGAUGUAAAUUGAUUUAAUAGCGUGAUUGUUUGAAAAAUUUCUGAUAUGAAAAACAAUGGUUUAAGCAUAUAGACAGAUUAUUUUCGUUCUCAACAAUGAUUUUCCCACUGUAG